This is a messenger RNA of Prorocentrum cordatum, 5148 nucleotides long. The record is from the annotation of a GenBank genome assembly. NCBI's taxonomy places the organism in Eukaryota, Dinophyceae, Prorocentrales, Prorocentraceae.
GCGCCCCAGGAGCCGGAGCUGCCUGGAGACCAGCACGCGAACGGCCCUGCCGCCGUGGUGGGCAGAGGCGCCCCCGGAGAGGGAGCCAACGACGGCGGCAGCAACUCCAGCACUGAGGAGACCGACCACGAGGCCGAACCAGCGCAGGCCCCAGCCCCGAGCAACGGACCCACCGAAGAGUCCUGGGCAGCUCUCGGGGGCAUCGACCUCCAACAAGAGCUACGGAGAUUCGUGCCGACACUACAGAACGUGCCACGUUUCCUGCGCGCGGAGACCCGGAUGGCGUUCACCACGGCCCUGCAGAGGAUCAAGCGAGGACACGACCAGGGCAACCAAGCAACAACCCACCAAGGAUGGACACUGUUCCUCCUCGCCUCGAGGCUCCUGCUAAGCAAGCCCAAGGGUACCGACGCCGAGGGCCGACAAGAGCUCUUGGAACGCGCCCAACGGUUCCGCCAGGGCGACUGGCUGGCCCUGCUACACGAGGCCAACACCACGGCCGGCGCGCGCGCAGCGCCGAGGCCAGCCACAGAGGAGCAACAGCAGGAGAGACGCAGAGAACAGGCUUGCGCGCACGUCCGAAACGGCAACCCGUCACGGGGGAGACAGGUCUUGACCGCGGCGGCGAUUGCGCCCGGCAACGGGGAGACACUAAACAGGCUGCGGGACCCGGCCCGCCGACCGCCUACCCUGAGCCGCCGACUACCCGCCAACCUCGACCGCGCAACCGACAGAGCGAGACUCGACAAUGCCAAAUUCCUCGCUUGCCUCCGGUCCGCCAAAAAGGGCACGGCAGCAGGACCGUCGGGGGUCCGCGUUGAGCACCUCAAGCCGCUGCUGGAACACGAAGAGUCCAUGGACCUGCUUGGAUUCGCCGCCGCUGCCCUCGCGGAGGCGCGGGUGCCCUCCCCGAUUGCCCGCGCUCUAGCCCUCUGCAAGAUGACGGCGCUCCAGAAACCAGACAACGGGGACUUCCUAGUCGCUUUCUUGGACGACGUGUACAUCAAGACCACCCGGGCCAGGGCCAGAGCCGCUUUCGACACCACCACCGGAGCAAUUCACCUCCACGCAAACGUGGAUUGCCACCUUGGCAAGUGCCGGGCCUACAGCAGGGGCGGAGCGGCCUACUGGGGCGCUCGGGCAGACGCCCUACACAUGCUCCACCAACGGCGCCCCGUUGAAGCUGCAGCGAUCAGAGACCUCCUCGACGGCACCAGGCCCGGCCGUAGGGGCAACCUUGCCGCAGCCGCCGCGGCCGCACAGCUGCUAGAAACCGAAGGCUUCCGGAUACCUUCCUGGACCGACCUGCUCCAGGGGCUGCGCCCAGAAGCGCCGCCGCGCUCGGAGGCCGCCGAACCGGGGGAAUGGCAGCACGGCUGGCAGUUCCACGCUUGUUCCGCACGCAACACACACUACAGGGACAACGUGUUCAUGCCCAGCCUCACCAGGGCCAACCAGGCCAUGCUAAGGUCAGGCUCAGGACCGAGGGCCGCCUACUGGCUUCACACCUUACCCACCACCGAGGGGCGCGUGUUCAAGCCCGCGCGGUUCCUGGCAGCCCUGCGCCAGCGCCUCAGGCUCCCGCUGCCGCUCCUCCCGCACACCUGCGGGGCAGCCGGCCACCCAGGCUGCCGGGCCAGGCUGGACACGCUGGGAGACCACCUAGCCGCGUGCCCACGCACGGGGCUUCUCGCCAGACGCGCGAAACCGCUCGAACGAGCUUGGGCGAGGGUCGCCAGAGAAGCAGGAGGGAGAGUUGUCCCCCAACAGCUGCUGCGGGACACUAACGCCGUUGUCCACAACCCGCUGGACCGCAGACAAUUAGACCUAGUCGUCUACGGCAUCUCGCCGAACGGCGUCCCGCUGUGCUGCGACAGCACCAUGGUGUCCCCCCUCCGCAGGGACGGCUGGCACCGGCCGCGCACCUUCGACACCGACGGCGCCGCGCUACUUGGGGCCGAAAGGCGCAAACGACGCAGGUACCACGAACUCACGACCGGCCAUUCAGGCCGCCUCAUGGUCCUCUCCUGCGAGGUCGGAGGCAGGUGGGGCCGCGAUUCCCUCCAGCUGGUACGCCUGCUUGCCAAACAGAAGGCGCGGGCCGCGCCGGCCCUCCUCCGCCGCUCCGCGGAGCUCGCGUACACCAACCGCUGGUGGGGGUUCCUGAGCGUCGCGGCCCAGAACUCGCUCAUGGCCACCCUGACGGGCGACGGCUACCUAGCCUUGGGGGGAGCCGCCGGGGAGGGCGACCCAGACCUGGCCGAAGUGCUGCUCGCAGACUCCGCCGGCGGGCAGGGCCGGCGGGCGCUGCGGCCGCGGGCCGCCGGGCUGGGGCAGCUCUGGCGGCCUUCGCGGGCGGCCUUGCCCGGGCACGGAGCGGAGCCGGCCGGGCCAGGGCCUCGAGCGCUCCCGCGGCUUCGAGGCCGAGGCACGCAGGGCGGCUCGGCCGGGCGGGCGGCGGGCGGCGGCGGCUGGCGGCGCGAAGACCGCGCGGUGGCUGGCGGGCCCGCCGGGCCGCCUAAGGCGACCGCGGGCGUCGGCAGCCCAGCCAUGGGGCCAGCCGGAGGGAGCCAGGACUUCUUCAAUUAUGUUAUGACGGACUUCGCCUCGACAGGCGACGCCCCGCCAGGGCUGAUGGCGCCGCUGUCGGCGCUCGCGGCGCGAGCGCGGACAGCUGACCACGAUCUGACGCACUUGCCCAGCGACCCGAAGUGCGAGGUCUGCCAGCAGGCUACGAUCACCAGGGCGCCGGCUUUUCGGCGUGCGGCUGGCGACGACAAUGUCGAGAAAAAGCAAGUGGCCGCGAAGGAUGGCGAGAGGUUCCACUGCGACCUUGUCGGCCCGACGGCACCCAGCCUGCACGACGAGGUGUGCGCCAUGGUGACGCGAGAUGAUGCUACGGAUUACCCGGCCGCCCGCGGCCUUCGCACCAGGACGUCGGAGGAGACAGCGGAGAAGUUCGACGACAUGUACUCUUCCACGACCGUGAGGGCGGUUCGCACAGACAACGGCGGGGAGUUCGACGGCGAGUUUCGCGAGAUGCUGCGAGCACGCCGCGCCCGCAAUGAGCGCAGCCUCCCACGGCGUCCACAGACGAACUCUCGUGCCGAGCGUUUCCAUCGGACCCUGGCCGAGGGCACGCGGUGCUUGAUGUUGGCGUCAGGUGUGCCCUAUGCCUUCUGGGUGUUCUGCCUGACAGCGUUCGUCUUCCUGUGCGCCCGGGCGCCUUCUCCAGCAGGUGGGCCUUCACCGUGCGAGCGGCGAUCCGACAAGCUGUGCGACUUGUCCAAGGUCCGCCCGUUCGGCUCGGCGUGCUUCUUCCUCGAGGACCGCGACCGCUUGGAGAAGUUCGAGGCCCGGGGCACGCUCGGCGUCGUCCUGGGGUACGGCCAGCUGCACUCUUACUACGUCCUCGACUUCAAGCACUACCUGGAUACCGAGGGCGAGGCGAGGAUCGUGCACACGAGAGACGUGAAGUUCCCCGCGACAGUCAGGUACCCGUUCAAGGAGGCAGAGACCGAGAACCCGGAUGUGUUGUUGUGGGUCGAACGCCUCUUCCUCGACCCAGUCACGGACCUCGCGGCCACGGCUGAUGAGCCAGGUCGCUGCGGGUUGUGCGAGAAGGGGGCCACGGACGCCGACCCUACGUGUAGGGCUUGCGUGCUCGGCGGGCGGCGCCGCCAUGACAUGGCGAUGACGGCCAGCCGCCACCGCCGCCUCACCGGCCGCGAUGGAGACGAGGCGCUCUUGGUGGAGAUGGAGGUGGGCAGCAUGGAUUUGGGCUUAACUUCGACCCAGCACAAGAUGACUCUGGACUGGUACCGCCGCGAUUACGAGCUCAUGGGCUGGACCGAUGCAGAGCAGUAUGGUGUCCCGCAGCUGGAAGAUGCCACAUGGAAGGCAAGGUUCGUAUGCACAGGCAAUCAUAUUGUUGGCGCUGAUGGCCGCAAGGUUUGGCAGGUGGACAAUCUCUACGCAGCUCCCGACGAUCUUCACAAUGCUCGUUUGGUAGUUCUGCACGGCGCCGCUACGGGCAUCGUGCUCAAAGGCGACGUGAAGACAGCGUACUUACAAGCGGCUCCUGGGGGCAAUGCCACUUGGCUCAGGCUUCCAAAGCACAUGCGUCAUCACUUGCCGAAGCGUGCCAUGUCCAGGAAGGACCCAGUGGUGCGCUUGCUGAGGGCUCUUUAUGGAUUCCCGCGCUCUGGGGGCGAUUGGGGCGCGCACUUCGCGCGCGCUCUCCGGAACGCUGGCUGGAAGAGCGUCGAGGGAGAGAAAUCCUUGUGGAUAUCCCCGUGCGGCAUGUGCGUCAUGGUAAUGUACGUUGACGACCUCGUGCUGGGCGGCCCAGAGAGGCCUGCCCGGAUGCACCUCGACAAGGUGGGUCGCUUGGUGGAGCUCGGGCGGCUCGGUCCGCUCAAGCGCUUCCUUUGCACCCAGUGCGCGAUGCAGGUGAAGGGCGGCGUCGCGGUCGUUGUCUUCUCGCAUCCCGAGUACACCUCGCUCUUGAUCGAACACUUCAAGAGGCAGUUCAACAUCGGCGGCCCCUUGAAGGCGGCCGCCACUCCGACUGCAGCGGAGGACUUGGAGGCACAGUGUGGGCACGAAACUGGGCCGGGUGCAAAGCACGCCGCCAUGCACAUCGGCGGACAACUGUUCCUUGCCCGCUCAUCUCGGCCAGACAUAUUAUUCGCAGUUGGGUUCGUGUCUCGAUACGCCGCGAAGUGGAGCAACGCCGCAGCCAAGCGUCUGCGACGCAUCUUCGAGUACCCGGAGAGCACCUUGAGGUACGGCAUCCGCUGGACCAUCUACAACAAGGACGUCCAUGACAUCGGCUUGCGCGUGUUUGUCGACGCCGACCACGGCGGCUGCGAGGAGACAGCUCGCAGCACUUCUAGAUGGAACGUGUUGGCCGUCGGGCGGAACACCAGCGCAUUGAUUGAUUGGUGUUCCCGGCGCCAGGGGUCUACGGCCAAGAGCGCGCCAGAAGCAGAGGUCGUGGCAGGGGCCGACGCUUUGCAGGCGUCCUUCCCUCUCUGGGCGGCGGCCGAAGAUAUCUUUAACCGUGACAUGUUCUUCCACGCGCACGUUGACAACGAUGCAGCGCAUGUGUCCUUCACCCAGGGGUACUCUCGCAAGCUUAUAUAG